Molecule: messenger RNA, 2373 nt
Organism: Epinephelus fuscoguttatus (brown-marbled grouper)
Lineage: Eukaryota; Metazoa; Chordata; Actinopteri; Perciformes; Serranidae
Gene: ankrd53
Product: ankyrin repeat domain 53
Exons: 7
Coding region: 53-1252 (399 amino acids)
Biological process (GO): regulation of mitotic cytokinesis; positive regulation of microtubule polymerization; mitotic metaphase chromosome alignment
Cellular component (GO): spindle pole
Molecular function (GO): protein binding
Source: RefSeq, a predicted model, not a curated record
CACGAAAGUAGACAAGAGUUCGUGUCCUAGUUACCACGUUUCCACGGCAACCAUGGAAGCUGUCAACAAACCCAGAAAACGGAGACGUGGGAGAUGUAAAAACAGGAAACUUCCUUCCAAAGCUCUCCCUGACGGACACAUGUUUCCAGCUGUUGGUGGUGGGAGUCCAGAGAAGCCGGAUGUCAGUGUGAACAGUCAGGGUUUGUCAGCGCUCCACGUGGCCUGCCUUCAUGGCCAGCUGGCUGCUGUUCAGCUCCUGGUGGAGUCCAGGCUGGGGUGGAUCGACAGCAGUGAUCUCCAGGGUCGCCGGCCUGUUCACAUGGUUUUGUCUCCCCGGAGCUCGCCCAACACCUUGCGGUGCCUCAGAUACCUGCUGGAGCACGGGGCUGACGUCAAUGUCACCACAGAUUCAGGGACGACCCCGCUGCACCUGGCUGCCUCUGAAGGUCUCCUGGACUGCACAGAGAGCCUUGUGCAGGCCGGAGCAGACGUGUUGGCCCAGGACAGCAUGGGACACACCCCACUGGAUUUGGCCCGCAUCUGGUGCCACAGGGAUGUAGCAAGGUAUCUGAAGAACUGCCUGUGGCAGACACAUAAGAAGAAAGAAAUGAAGGAGAGGAGGCUAGUUCAAAGUUUAUACAGUGAUCUCGUGGAUAUGGUCAAACUGAAUGAUCUCAAUAAAAAGACGCUUAUUGAUGUGAAGGUGGCAGAGUGGGUGAAGAAUAAAGGUUUUCCUCUCCUAAAGGAUUUCUCCCCCAGAGUCUUGGUGAGCCAGUAUCACACCCAGUGCCUCUCAUCAGAUCAGAACACUUCUAACUCAAAACAUGCCAAGCACCCAUUGAAGCACCAGCCAGAAGGUCCUCUGGAGGACACCAGCACCUCCACUAAGCCACCUCCGGCCUCAUCGUCCAGACCCUGGACCAUCUUCAUGGGCCUCCAGCCAGAGAAACCUCCCACAGAGCCAGACCUCAGGGGUAAUGUCACGGUGUGGAGGGGCCACAGCAGCAGGCAGCCUCAAUACUCCACCAAGUGGGACAGCACACGUCACCCGGCCCCUGAUGUGCCUCUGGAUGUCCUGGAGAGGGUGUUGUUCCCCAGAGCCUUCCCCUCCAGGAUCGCUUCCCCUCGGUACUUUGAGCCACAGGACAUUGUGGAGGUCCAGCACAAAGGAUACCCCCAGGGGCGGAGCACCUCCCCCUGGACAGAAGUGGCCAUGCACCUGGCUGAGGCGCUGGAGCCUGGGCACUAUUGAUCAUCACACUGUGAUAUUGAAACGCUUCAGCUGGAACUGAGAUUACGGAUGUGUUUAAAAUAUGUAUUAAAUCUCAUCUAGUAUUAAAUUCUUCAUAUAUUUUACUUAGGUGGAGGUGGAAACAACAUGAAGAAGAAGAAUUAACAUGAUAACAGUAAAACUACUAACAAUAAUAAUUAUUAAACAUUAUUAAUUAUAUUUUUCUUAUUUGUUAACAGUUAAAUAACUAUUAACUGAAGCUUAAUUAACCAUCAACUAACUAUUUAUUGAUGAUAGUUGAUGAUAAUUAAGUGUUACCAUUACAAUACUACAUGUAAUGUUCUAAUUUCAAGCAUUUUAAGAGUUUAUUGUUAUUUAACAUGUUAUACACUAUGUUAAAUAUUUGUUAAUGGUUAGUAAUUGGUUUAUAAAGGGUCUAUAAACAUUGGAUAGCUAUUAUAAAGUUGCAACGGAUGAUUAUAAUGCUUUACUAAAUGGUAAAUAAACACUGAAAAUCUAUAAAUAUUAUAUCGGCGGCCAUAUUAUACAUAAGUUCCAAUGUUAAUAGAUGAAUAGACCAUUUAACAAGGUGUUAAAACCAUCAGUUGCAACUUUGAUAGUCAUCCAAAUAAUGUUUAUAGACGCUUUACAAACCAAUUAUUAACCAUUAAUAAAUACUCAAUAUAGUAUAGAAAAUAUUGUAACAUUUGAAACAAGAACAACUGUUAAAAUAACAUAAAUCAUAGCAUUACUAAUAUUUAAUUAACACUAUUGUUUCAUUGUUUAUUAUAAAGUGUUACCAUUGUGAUUAGAGGACUCUAUUUUAGGGAAACGUGUUGUAUAGGCACAACAGCAGACUAACAAAAUAACCUGCCACCCCACAACCUCAGCUCAAAGUGACAAAAUUAAAAAUGCCACACACUCCAGACGCUGUGCCUCCAAAAAGUGGGGUGAGUGGAGGGGUGAGUGAAAGGUGAGAAAACCUCAGUGAACUGGGUCACCUGUCUCAGAUGUAUCCCUGCACUUUCACUGCUCCCCCCAGGGACCUGACUCGGGAUCCAGGUGAGGGCUUGUCAACAGCAUGUGUGUAACUGCGAGCUGUGGCCUGUCAGCUGAGGGUGUGUGUGUGUGUGUGUGUGUGU